AUGGCGGACCCGGCGGAGUGCAACAUCAAAGUGAUGUGUCGCUUCAGACCGCUCAACGAGUCCGAAGUGAACCGCGGCGAUAAAUACAUCGCCAAGUUUCAGGGAGAAGACACGGUCAUGAUCGCGUCCAAGCCUUAUGCAUUUGACCGGGUGUUCCAGUCAAACACAUCUCAAGAGCAAGUGUAUAAUGACUGUGCAAAGAAGAUCGUUAAAGAUGUACUUGAAGGCUACAAUGGAACCAUAUUUGCAUAUGGACAAACAUCCUCUGGGAAGACACACACAAUGGAGGGUAAACUUCAUGAUCCAGAAGGCAUGGGAAUUAUUCCAAGAAUAGUGCAAGAUAUUUUUAAUUAUAUUUACUCCAUGGAUGAAAAUUUGGAAUUUCAUAUUAAGGUUUCAUAUUUUGAAAUUUAUUUGGAUAAGAUAAGGGACCUGUUAGAUGUUUCAAAGACCAAUCUUUCAGUUCAUGAAGAUAAAAAUCGAGUUCCUUAUGUAAAGGGAUGUACAGAGCGUUUUGUAUGUAGUCCAGAUGAAGUUAUGGACACCAUAGAUGAAGGAAAAUCUAACAGACAUGUAGCAGUUACAAAUAUGAAUGAACAUAGCUCUAGGAGUCACAGUAUAUUUCUUAUUAAUGUAAAACAAGAGAACACGCAAACGGAACAAAAGCUGAGUGGAAAACUUUAUCUGGUGGAUUUAGCUGGUAGUGAAAAGGUUAGUAAAACUGGUGCUGAAGGUGCUGUGCUGGAUGAAGCUAAGAACAUCAACAAGUCCCUUUCUGCUCUUGGAAAUGUCAUUUCUGCUUUGGCUGAGGGUAGUACAUAUGUUCCAUAUCGCGAUAGUAAAAUGACGAGAAUCCUUCAAGAUUCCUUAGGUGGGAACUGUAGAACCACUAUUGUAAUUUGCUGCUCUCCUUCAUCGUACAAUGAAUCUGAAACAAAAUCUACACUCCUGUUUGGUCAGAGGGCCAAAACAAUUAAGAACACAGUUUGUGUCAAUGUAGAGUUAACUGCAGAACAGUGGAAAAAGAAGUAUGAAAGAGAAAAAGAAAAAAAUAAGACCCUCCGAAACACCAUUCAGUGGCUUGAAAAUGAACUCAACCGAUGGCGUAAUGGAGAGACAGUGCCUAUUGAUGAACAGUUUGAUAAAGAGAAAGCCAACUUGGAAGCUUUUGCAGUGGAUAAGGAUAUUACUAUUACCAAUGAUAAGCCAGCAGCCACAAUUGGAGUUACUGGAAACUUUACUGAUGCUGAAAGAAGAAAGUGUGAAGAAGAAAUUGCUAAACUGUACAAACAACUUGAUGACAAGGAUGAAGAAAUUAAUCAACAGAGCCAAUUGGUAGAAAAACUGAAGACACAAAUGCUGGAUCAGGAAGAGCUUCUGGCAUCUACCAGAAGAGAUCAAGAUAAUAUGCAGACUGAGCUGAAUCGCCUUCAGGCAGAAAAUGAUGCCUCUAAGGAAGAAGUAAAGGAAGUUUUACAAGCCUUAGAAGAACUUGCUGUCAACUAUGAUCAGAAGUCUCAGGAAGUUGAAGACAAAACUAAGGAAUAUGAAUUACUUAGUGACGAGCUGAAUCAGAAAUCGGCAAGUUUAGCAAGUAUAGAUGCUGAGCUUCAGAAACUUAAGGAAAUGACCAACCACCAGAAAAAAAGAGCAGCAGAGAUGAUGGCAUCUUUACUAAAGGACCUGGCAGAAAUAGGAAUUGCUGUGGGAAACAACGACGUAAAGCAGCCGGAGGGAACUGGCAUGAUAGAUGAAGAAUUCACUGUUGCAAGGCUCUACAUUAGCAAAAUGAAGUCAGAAGUAAAAACCAUGGUAAAACGCUGCAAACAGUUAGAAAGCACACAAACUGAGAGCAACAAAAAAAUGGAAGAAAAUGAAAAGGAGUUAGCAGCAUGCCAGCUUCGUAUCUCUCAACACGAAGCCAAAAUCAAAUCAUUGACUGAGUAUCUUCAAAAUGUGGAGCAAAAAAAAAGACAGCUGGAGGAGUCUGUUGAUUCCCUCAGUGAAGAGCUAGUCCAGCUUCGAGCACAAGAGAAAGUGCAUGAGAUGGAAAAGGAGCACUUGAAUAAGGUUCAGACGGCAAAUGAAGUUAAGCAAGCUGUUGAACAGCAGAUCCAAAGCCACAGAGAAACUCAUCAAAAACAAAUUAGUAGUUUGAGAGAUGAAGUUGAGGCAAAAGAAAAACUUAUUACUGAUCUUCAAGACCAAAACCAGAAAAUGAUGUUAGAGCAAGAACGCCUGAGAGUAGAACAUGAAAAGUUGAAAGCUACAGAUCAGGAAAAGAGCAGAAAACUACAUGAACUUACGGUUAUGCAAGAUAGACGAGAACAAGCAAGACAAGACCUGAAAGGUUUAGAAGAGACAGUGGCAAAGGAACUUCAGACUCUACACAACCUGCGGAAGCUCUUUGUUCAGGACCUGGCCACCAGGGUGAAAAAGAGUGCCGAGAUUGAUUCAGAUGACACUGGAGGCAGUGCUGCUCAGAAGCAGAAAAUCUCCUUUCUUGAAAAUAAUCUGGAACAACUCACCAAAGUCCACAAACAGCUGGUACGUGAUAAUGCAGAUCUUCGCUGUGAGCUCCCUAAGCUGGAAAAGCGACUCAGAGCUACAGCUGAGAGGGUGAAAGCUUUGGAGUCUGCGUUGAAAGAAGCGAAAGAAAAUGCAUCUCGUGAUCGCAAACGCUAUCAGCAGGAAGUAGAUCGUAUAAAGGAAGCAGUCAGAUCAAAGAAUAUGGCUAGAAGAGGACAUUCUGCACAGAUUGCUAAACCUAUUCGUCCCGGGCAACAUCCAGCAGCUUCUCCAACUCAUCCAAGUGCGAUUCGUGGAGGAGGUGCAGCAGCUAAGCCUGAGCACCACAUCUGUCGAUCCUGUGCUCUACAUGAAGAGAAGCCACCACAGUGA
Rangifer tarandus platyrhynchus (Svalbard reindeer) is the source of this 2901-nucleotide messenger RNA. NCBI's taxonomy places the organism in Eukaryota, Metazoa, Chordata, Mammalia, Artiodactyla, Cervidae. The record is from the annotation of a GenBank genome assembly.